Messenger RNA from Acipenser ruthenus (sterlet), 1357 nucleotides. Its product is annotated as zinc finger protein 286A-like. The coding region runs from base 249 to 1244 and encodes 331 amino acids. Gene Ontology annotation, biological process: regulation of transcription by RNA polymerase II. The record is from RefSeq and is a predicted model, not a curated record. The transcript has 5 exons. NCBI's taxonomy places the organism in Eukaryota, Metazoa, Chordata, Actinopteri, Acipenseriformes, Acipenseridae. Gene Ontology annotation, molecular function: RNA polymerase II cis-regulatory region sequence-specific DNA binding; DNA-binding transcription factor activity.
AUUCAGAAGCUGCUGCGAGUUUGGGGGUGAGGUGGGUUAUUGUAGUUUGUUUGAUUUCUUAACGAUUGGACUGUUUGUUUGGUUUUUUUUUUUUAAAUCUGAAUGGUUUUAGUUAAAAUGGCGGUUUAGAGAUGAAGCAGAAGUCUUGAGAUCGACCAAAGAGACAACAACUUACGCGCCGACUGCAAGAGCAGCGAGAGAGAGAGAGAGUGAGAACGGAUCAGCCUCACUCAAGGGAAGUUUCUGAGAUGGAAGCAGCUCACAUCAGCCCAGAGCUUCCUAUUCGAUGGGUUGUUUCUGCAGACAGGACUCUUGAGAUCAAGGAGGAAGUGACUGAGCUGGGGUGUGACCAGGUCAAUGAGCGGAUCCUGCAGGAGGAAACGCCACCUUCUAGCAUCACUGAGAGAGGUACUGACAUGCAGUUGGUAUCAGAAAUGGCAUUUUCUCACAUUAAAGUGGAGGCCUCUGAACUGGAACCUGUCCUCAUUAAAGAGGAGAGUCCUGUGCUAGAACCAGUCUACAUGAAGAAAGAAGUCUCAGUGUUGGAGCCUGUCCACAUUAAAGAGGAGAGUCCUGUGCUAGAAUCAGCAGAAUGUGAACACCUUUCAGAUCCCAAAGAGAGCCAUGCUAUGCCUAAAUCUGAAGCACAGGAGGGGCCAAGGAUAGAAGCAGUUUACACACAAGAAGAGCCCUUUGACCAGGAGUGGUGUGCAAGUCUAAAGCAGGUUACAGAGCUGACAUGUGUUAAAGAUGAAGAGGUCCCUCGACUGGAAUGUGUUCCUGUUAAAGAGGAAUUCAUAGAACAGGAAUGUGUCCCCAUCGCAGAGGAAGUUCCUACUGAAAAUAAUGUCUGUACACUUGAGGAGAACAACCAGCUGGGAUCCAGCCUGUGUGAUGAUUGUCCACCUGAAUGUGAACUGGGAUUUAGAGCUGCUAAAAGGAACCGCAAUGGAGGGACUCAAUUUCCCUGUGCUGAUUGUGGGAAGAGUUUCAGUUAUGUAUCACAGCUUAAAAGACACCAGCGCGUUCACACAGGAGAGAAACCUUAUGACUGCACUGAGUGUGGGAGGAGUUUCUUACUGUUAAAAAAUCUUAAAAAACACCAGCAUAUUCACACAGGAGAGCAAUUUUAUUUCUGCGCUAAGUGUGGGAUGGGAUUCAAUUAUUUAUCACACCUUAAAAGACACCAGCGCUGUAACACAGGAGAUAAACCACUGAGUGUGGGAGGAGUUUCACGCGAUUAGGAAGUCUUCAAAAACACCAUUGCAUUCACACAGGAGAGAAACCUUAGCACUGUGAUCAAUGUGGGAAGUUUCACAUAUUUAUGUUCCUUGAAAAUCCACCAGCGGACUCAAAA